GUAAUUUAUUAAAUCAUCAACAAUGGAGACCAAGAGCAUGGAUAGCUUUUUCGAUAUAUUAAACUUGAAUGAUACUAAAAGGGCAUCCCAGCUGUGCCAGAAACUUGAAGAAUGCAAUAAUGAAGAUAAAAAGGCCUAUUUCGCUAAGAUUAUUGAAGAAUGCACCUACAACCAGACCUCCAACCCUCCUAAAAAUUUGAAAAUCUCAGCCAGUAAAAAGAGAAUGAGAAAGAAGACUAAGGAAGAACUGAAGCUUCUGGAGUACUUUUUGGAGCAAGACUCAAAAUGGACGAGGAAGACAGUUACAACUGCUGCAAAGGUUCUUGGACUGACCACUUACCAGGUAUAUAAAUGGGGAUAUGACAGGAAAAACAAGAGAGAGCUGAAAUGAGCAACUCAGUUUUUAAAGGAACUAGAGAUAACAAACUCCAUGAUUGAUAAGAUCAACAAGUUUGAUCAUGGGAUCAAUGAUGAAAUCGGCGAAGAUCUCAACCAAAAGGUAGAAGAUCUGUUCAUAUCUACUGAGAAAUCUAGAAAUAGUAUGGCUCGCAGAACAGAAAUCCCGAUAGGAGAACUGAGCAUGCAUAAAGAUCUGCUUCAUAACUCAAGGUUGGAUAUAGAUCCUGACUAUAGUCCCUUUGAUGCACCUGCGACAGGGUGUGAGGGACCAUUUAAGAUCACUAAGGUGCCAAGGAACAACAGACAUGGAACUAAAUUUCCAAAAAUUUGUUCAUCUAGUCCUGCAAAAGGCCUAGAUUUUGAUAUCAUUGAUCGUAUGUCAGAUUAUCAGAAAUAUAAGGAUCUUAAAUCUGAGUCAAAAGAUAUCAUAGAGAGAUACUCAGACAUCACAAAUGAUAAGUCUAGCACUUCUUUCAUCAAUGAAUCUGAUGAGGAUGCUGCUUCACCCUUCCAGGUUAAAAGUCCUGAGUUAUCAAAACAAUUAAAUGAGAUCGAGGAACUACUGUCUAAAGAUAGCAAGCAUGGCGAUUACUUCGAUUGAGCCAAUAUGCUGGACGGUGUCUCUCUCCCAGGAUGAAGUAAUGAGGACUCUGAUGGUCAGGAGUACUCUAAGUCUCCUGAGUUCGACCAGUCAAGUUAUCAAACUGAUCGAGGUUUAUAUUUGAAAAAUGUACAGUCGGAUCUUCAAAGCAUCGAAGCCGUAUUCUUCUAAAGCAACCAAUUGUUCUUGGCGCUCAAGAGGAUAUGGAGGCUUUGAGACCGCUCUGCCAGGUUUCACUCGGCAUUGAGCGUCUCUUGUAAUUAAGCCAUUAUAUUUAUUCCGUAAUCAAGGUUACGCUAAC
This is a messenger RNA of Moneuplotes crassus, 1301 nucleotides long. NCBI's taxonomy places the organism in Eukaryota, Ciliophora, Spirotrichea, Euplotida, Euplotidae. The record is from the annotation of a GenBank genome assembly.